Messenger RNA from Phaeodactylum tricornutum CCAP 1055/1, 3165 nucleotides. RefSeq lists its product with no specific name. The record is from RefSeq and is a predicted model, not a curated record. NCBI's taxonomy places the organism in Eukaryota, Bacillariophyta, Bacillariophyceae, Surirellales, Neidiaceae. Gene Ontology annotation, molecular function: protein-N-terminal amino-acid acetyltransferase activity. Gene Ontology annotation, biological process: N-terminal peptidyl-methionine acetylation. The transcript is spliced from 2 exons. Gene Ontology annotation, cellular component: cytoplasm; NatB complex. Bases 1 to 3165 code for a protein of 1054 amino acids.
AUGUCCAGCAAGCUACAUCAAGUAUACGUUGCACUCGACUCGCACCAGUACAACCGAGCCAUUAAGCUUUGCCUGGCGUUGCCGAAGACCAAUAUUUUGGGACAGGCGCUUUUGGCACACGCAUAUGCCAAGUCUGCACAGCGUUAUGAUGCUUUACGAACGAUCCAGUCGAUACUGGGAACGGACGCGUUUCCCGAGGUGCAGCUUGAACUGAAAUAUUCACUGGAAACCGAAGAAAGCAGCGUCAACGCCACGGCGCCCAUUUUGGGUCCAAUUUCGAGCAAAAAAGCUAACAAGAAAGGAAAGAAAAAACAUUCGACCGCUGCUGCUGCUGUUCCUCCUGUAGCAGUAAGUGCGCCAUCCGCGAAACAGUCAGAUUUUGAUUUGAUCGACCGCUUAGAUCAUCCUCCCGUUUUGCCAGAAAACUGGGAAAUUGUUCCAGCAGCGACCGAUCAGACCCCAACAGACCACACUGUACUCGCAACGCUUUCUAUGACAAUGCUGAACCAGCUAAAUUUACCCUUGACUGCUUACCAACUCUAUUGCUGGGCCAUUAAGAAGUUUGAAGAUGAAGUUUUAGUCAGCAGGGCUUUUACUAAUGGGCUGGCCGUUUUGAUGGCUCCCCAGUACCAGGAUAUUGCACCUUUGGUCUUGGCAAAUCUUCAGCUUUUGGCUUUACAAUUAAGUCGAAUUCAGCAGCGAAGUUAUGGAGUCACUCCAGCUAUUGCUUGGGCCGCUCAGGCUGCCCUGUGGCAGCUAGAAGCGAUCGAGUCGAGUAAUAGCCGUAGUGCGGAUCCCCAGCAGCUCGCGCGUGCAGCCAUGCUGCCACGUCUAGCGGAAUCAAUGGCAUCAAAAUGUGUAGCUGAGGAUUCGAAAGGCCAACGGGCGGAAGAGUUUUUGCUAUACAUGCGGGCUUUGGCCCGUCAGCAAAAGUGGGAGGAAUCUUUGGAUGCGAUCGACAAUCGUUUGGAAAUAUCAAAAAACUCGGAAAAAGCGGCGCCAUCUCGGGAGACGUUGCUGUAUAAAAAGACAAAAAUUUUGGAAAAGCUUGAGCGAUACACCGAUGCCGCAACUAUUCUCGCGGAGCACCUUUUGACGCUGUCGCCGGACCAGUGGGAUUAUUGGAAAGCCCAUAUCCGUUGUAGUCUCAAAAUGGCUGAAAAUAGUGCUGAGACGGUUCUCCUCAGCGAAAUUCUGGCAGCCAAUGUUAUCAAAACCAUGGAAAUGGAUCAACGCCAUCCUCUUCGAGGACCUCAUCUGGUCGCCGUUGAUGUGUCUGCUCGUCGGUUGGAAUUACGGCCAAGCAAUACCGGUGUGAUUGAGGUGAUUCACAAGAUAAUAGCGUACGGAGAUAUUUUUUGCGCACGAGUUGCGUGUACUUUCUCGGAUUUGAGACCCUAUCUUGAUCAGGUUUUAAAGGUUGCGACUUCAGAAGAAGCACAGAUGUUGCUAUUGUGGUUAAGUGGGAUUCGUUUGAAAGUCAGGGAUCUCAACUGCGAGUUCAAAGAACGUGGACGACAGCUUCGAUUGUUAACUUUCGCAACACAAAUGACAUACAAGAUUCUUGCUUUACACGGCAAUUUAGAAACCGAGUUUUUGAUGCACUGGAAGGAUCUUUUAUGUGCUUGGAAAGAGUUCAAGUCCUCGGAACCUACAGAUCAAGCUCAGAAAGAAAGCCGACAGUCCGAUGAACUUGUUUUGCUAGCAAUCCAACAGCUCUUACGCAAUACCCCUUCCCAAGAUGAUCUCCUUCUGUCGGCGACUAUAUUGGAAUCGGCAAUGAAGCAUUCACCUUACAAUGCGUACCUAAAGAUCUCGGCUAUCUUUACUUACUCUAAGCUGGAUGCCACAGCCCGAGCUUGGGUUCUAUUUGGCGAUCUCUUUGUAAAACAUAUUCAGUACGAAUCCUGCUCCUAUCUUAUUUUACCGCUGCUACGAUCUGGUGGUUUUUACCGAGAAACACUUACUGUUUGUCAAGAAAUUUUAAGGCUACAGACAGCUACAUCUCGAGAAGCCGUCGACUUCGCCGGCCGAGCCAUCGAGAAUGGAACCGUCAGCAAGGCUAAUGAGUUUAUCGCCUUCCAGCGUGGACGAAUGAACCAGAGUUUGUCAACGUUGGAAGCCAAGGGUCUCAUUUUGGACUGCGCUCCCAUGUUCCAAUUGGAGAACUCACAGGCAGCUUCUCUUGGAGCUUAUCACGGAAUCGUUGGUACGGAAGCAGAUAUUGAGCGGUCAAGGAAGAUUAUAUCUGAAGGGCACAAUCCCCGAGCGGCUUUCAGCUUGUUACACGUGCACGGAAGUAUCUCUGACAACUUGCCAAUGUUCUGUGAAAACCGUGACCUGUCAAUUUUAUCUCAUGACAUACUGGUCGAACAACGCUUUGAUUCGCCGGAAAAGAUACUGAGUGACUCUAUACGCAGAGGUCAUCAUCACAAUCUCCUCAUACGAGCCGCGCUUUGUGUAGAUGCCAUCAAAAGUCCCAAGAGGGGAAAACCUACCUCCCCAAGCAACGUGCUUUUGAAGCUGCGUUCCAGUCUUCUCCUAUCGGCAAAGUCUGCAUUUGAUGAUUGCAGCACGAGUCUUCAAUCAAUUGGAUACCAACACUUGCUUCAUUCAAUGGUGACAAUGUGCAAAACAAUUGCAUUUAUUGGCGUUGGUGACGUGAAUGGGGAUAUUGAAGGAAAUUCUCUGGAAGAAAGAGAAAUGAAGGCCGCGGAACUCAUUUCUCAUGCCCGAGAGUCGAUUAUACGAGGACAAAAGGAGAUGUCGAUUGCGACUGGUUCUACAUCCGAAGUGAGCAUGCUUCUGUCUGACUAUAUUGUCUCGUUAUUUGCAUUGUCUCGUAUGUGCGCAAAACUAUUAAACAUGUUUGGAUGGGACCAUCGGAAGGAAAAGACCAAGCAUUGUGCCGGAGCGUUCUCGGAAUUUUACUUAGCGUUUGCGUCGCUUGUGCAAGACAUGGUUUCUUGCCUCAACAACCAACCGACGGACAUAGCAUUGUCGACCUCCUACUGGUCUGAAGUCAUCCCUGAUUUGAUUGAUGACGAAAUAUUGAACGAGACAGUUCUUCUCGUUACGAGAGGAAGGGAAGAAACCAAGAGGCGCAUCCGGGGAAUUCUUGACGAAGUGAAAGGCUGCCUCGAUGAUUUUACUAUGUACUACUAA